GGCUGGUUGCUGCAGAUGACACCAUCACCCUUCUGUGGCAAGAGGCACCCGAAAGGAAAACUUCUGCAUAUCAAUGCACUGCCAAUGGUGGUGUAAUACCAAGGGCUGUACUGCUGCCACAUCACAAUUUUGUGGGGUUUCAGAGAGUAGUUCUGGGUUGUGUCCUUUGUUGUGACCUCAUGGUUUAACUGGGAAUAAAGAUGAGUAUAAGCAGUGAUGAGGUUAACUUCCUGGUAUAUAGAUACUUGCAAGAGUCAGGGUUUUCCCAUUCAGCAUUUACCUUUGGUAUAGAGAGCCAUAUCAGCCAGUCUAAUAUAAAUGGUGCUCUGGUGCCACCAGCUGCUUUGAUUUCCAUCAUCCAGAAAGGUCUGCAGUAUGUAGAGGCAGAAGUCAGUAUUAAUGAGGAUGGUACCUUGUUUGAUGGUAGGCCGAUAGAGUCUCUCUCACUGAUAGAUGCAGUGAUGCCUGAUGUGGUACAGACAAGGCAACAGGCCUACAGAGACAAACUUGCACAACAGCAGGCAGCAGCUGCUGCAGCUGCAGCUGCCCCCAACCAACAGGGAUCAGCAAAAAAUGGAGAAAAUACUGCAAAUGGAGAGGAGAACGGAGCACACACUAUAGCAAAUAAUCACACGGAUAUGAUGGAAGUAGAUGGAGAUGUGGAAAUCCCUCCCAACAAGGCAGUGGUGCUGCGUGGCCACGAAUCCGAAGUGUUCAUCUGUGCCUGGAACCCCGUCAGUGACCUUCUGGCCUCAGGGUCUGGUGACUCGACAGCGCGGAUCUGGAACCUGAGCGAGAACAGCACGAGCGGCUCCACGCAGCUGGUGCUGCGGCACUGCAUCCGGGAGGGCGGCCAGGACGUGCCCAGCAACAAGGACGUGACGUCGCUGGACUGGAACAGUGAAGGUACGCUUCUUGCGACUGGGUCUUAUGAUGGCUUUGCAAGGAUAUGGACUAAAGAUGGUAAUCUUGCCAGCACCUUAGGGCAACAUAAAGGUCCUAUAUUUGCGUUAAAAUGGAACAAGAAAGGAAACUUCAUUUUAAGUGCAGGAGUGGACAAGACCACAAUUAUUUGGGAUGCCCACACUGGCGAAGCCAAGCAGCAGUUUCCUUUUCAUUCUGCACCAGCAUUAGACGUUGAUUGGCAGAGUAACAACACAUUUGCCUCUUGCAGUACAGACAUGUGUAUUCAUGUUUGUAAACUAGGACAAGAUAGGCCCAUCAAAACCUUCCAGGGUCACACAAAUGAAGUAAAUGCAAUCAAAUGGGAUCCAACUGGUAAUCUGCUGGCAUCCUGCUCUGAUGACAUGACUCUAAAGAUCUGGAGUAUGAAACAAGACAGUUGUGUCCAUGAUCUACAAGCACACAACAAAGAAAUUUAUACUAUCAAAUGGAGUCCUACAGGACCAGGAACAAAUAAUCCAAAUGCCAAUCUUAUGUUAGCAAGUGCAUCCUUUGAUUCUACUGUUAGGUUAUGGGAUGUAGACAGAGGAAUUUGUAUUCAUACUCUGACUAAACAUCAAGAACCUGUGUACAGUGUAGCUUUCAGUCCUGAUGGCAGGUACCUGGCCAGUGGCUCCUUUGAUAAAUGUGUACACAUCUGGAAUACACAGACAGGUGCCCUAGUUCACAGUUAUCGGGGAACAGGAGGGAUUUUUGAGGUUUGCUGGAAUGCAGCAGGAGACAAAGUUGGAGCAAGUGCUUCAGAUGGUUCAGUUUGUGUAUUAGACCUCCGGAAAUAGCGCUCUUAGUUGGAAGCCAUGGACCGACUAUGAAUGUGUACAUAGCCAAAAUGACUGUCCCUGACCCAUGUACUGCUAUAGUCCCAAUCGAACCAUGGCCAGUCCACUACAGCCAAAUGUAAAAGAAAUAUAUACAUAUACUGUAUAUAAAA
Ficedula albicollis (Collared flycatcher) is the source of this 1894-nucleotide messenger RNA. RefSeq names its product transducin (beta)-like 1 X-linked receptor 1 (gene TBL1XR1). Gene Ontology annotation, cellular component: histone deacetylase complex. Gene Ontology annotation, molecular function: protein binding; transcription corepressor activity. The transcript has 17 exons. The coding region runs from base 201 to 1742 and encodes 513 amino acids. The record is from RefSeq and is a predicted model, not a curated record. Gene Ontology annotation, biological process: regulation of transcription by RNA polymerase II. NCBI's taxonomy places the organism in Eukaryota, Metazoa, Chordata, Aves, Passeriformes, Muscicapidae.